Messenger RNA from Procambarus clarkii (red swamp crayfish), 14730 nucleotides. Lineage: Eukaryota; Metazoa; Arthropoda; Malacostraca; Decapoda; Cambaridae. The record is from RefSeq and is a predicted model, not a curated record.
GAGUCGUUAAUGUCGACGAAUGCCGCCAGGAGCGCGGCGGUCAGACUUCAGUGUGUGUCUAGACGUGGUGGGGGGAGGUUGUGUCUCUUGGACUAUAAAUUUGUUAAGAGAACUUGCAGAGAUACUUCCAAUACAGACAUAUUCUCUCGUUGCAACUACGUGCUAAUUCUGUGGAAGUGAUUGCAAUGAUGGAUAAGCAAACUAAUCCCUAACUUUGGAGCCUAAUAUUGUUGGGAUUGGAAACGGUUUUAGUUGAUAAAGGAAGGAUUUCUUAAAGGGUCUAAGGUGGUGAUUUGAACGAGGAGUGAGAGAGUGAUCUGAGUCUUCAAGGAUGUGGUAGGCCCGCUUGUCUCAGCUUCAUGGAGAGGGUGAGGGAGAUGAGGGGAUCUGUGGGCGAGGCUCUCGGGUCGUGCCUACGGGAGUGGCCCAAGCCCAGGCUCGACCACCUGCCCUCGGCCACCUGGGCCAGCGUCAAGGCUGGUGUUGACAAGAUCCCAUGGCCCGCAUGGGGAGAAGUAAAGGAGAGCCUCAAACCGGACUGGGGUUCGAUUAAGAAUUCUGCCAAAAUCCCCGCCUGGUCGGACUUGCCCAAGCCUAGUCUGGAGAAUAUAAAGAGGCCUUCCGUACAUGGGUUCAGGUCGAGCCUGAGUGACCUCCGCGAUAACUUACAAGACAGAGUGACCUCAUUUGGGGAGCGGGUGACCUCCUCGGUGGAUUGGCCAGAGGUCAACAACAGCGGUGACCGGCGGGGUCAGAGGUCACGGUCAGAGUCGACUUUACGGUCCAGGAGUCGAGUUAUGAAGAGAGGAAAGAUGAGGAGAGCGGAAUGGUAUUCGUCUUGUUUCUGUUUUAAGGGUUCGGAGCCUCCACAAAUUGAACAUGUGGUGUCGGAACAGCCACAGAUGGUGCAGAUGGCGCCGCCGCCAAACAUGACAGACAAUUUGGCACCAGAGGAACUACAGACCAAAGUCACAGAAUUAUUGGAUGAACUGGAUUUGACGGCCAUACAGAAAAAUGGCAUUCUCAAUUUUCCUCCCGAGAAGCAGCUCCAGCUUCUUUAUGACUACCACACUCUUCAGUCUUCCAAUAAGAAAAUUGAGCGGCCGGAAGCCUAUAUUGCCAAACUGGAAGAGUACUCGGAGCUGACAGUACCUACGGACCAGUACCAACAACACUCAUGGCUCAAGUACACAGAGGGGCUGAAGACGGCGCUUGCCACGCAAAGCAACACUUUCGUUAAUGAAUUUAUGGAGGCUGGUGGACUGGCAUCACUCCUGCAGUUCCUCACCAAGAUGGAUGACACAACAUUCCAGUCUAGUAUCCACAUGCACGUGAUCGCCUGUGUUAAAGCUUUAAUGAAUAACUCGAAUGGACGAAAACACAUCCUGGCUCAUCCCACAUGUAUGAACGUAAUCUCACAAAGCUUGAGUACAGAGAACCUCAAGACGAAAACUAUGGUUUUGGAAAUACUCGGAGGUGUCUGUCUACUACCUGGCGGUCACAAGAAGGUUUUAGAGGCCAUGCUUCACUUUCAAAAAUUUUCAGGGGAGAGAACGAGAUUUCAAACCCUCAUCGUAGACCUCGACCGAUCAUGGGGAAACUAUGCAGAUGAGUUAUCUCUAAAGAUCGCAGUCAUGUCCUUCAUUAAUGCCAUAAUACGCUGGGGUCCUGGCGAAGAUUCUCUGGAGUUUCGGCUUCAUCUUCGCUACGAAUUCCUCAUGUUGGGUGUUCAGCCUGUGAUUGAAAAGCUGCGAGGUCUUCAAAAUGAAAUCCUGGAUAAACAUCUGGACGCCUUCGAGUUCUACCGGGCGGAGGACGAGCGAGAGUGGGCGAGACGGUACGAAGAGGUCCAUGUGGACACCAAGAGCGCCACCUCCAUGUUCAAACUCCUCCAGAGCAAACUCCAGUACUCCGCAGCCUAUCCACACUUCCUCAGCCUCCUCCAUCACCUUCUCCUGCUGCCCACUGAUAUAGGAGCACCGGACCACUGGAUUCUCUUUGACCGCAUCUUGCAACAGUUGGUGACCCAAGGGGAGGACGGCCAGGACCGGGAAGUGGCGCUUCUUGACAUCAACGUUAACAGCAUUGUCAAGCUCAUUGCAAAUGAACGAGAGUUGACAGAAAGCAGAAAGAAAAUAACCAAAUUAGAAGGAGAAUUUUCUGAUGUUGUAACAGAUUUGAACCGAAAAGAGCAAGAACUCUUCAGUGCGUGUCAAGAGAAGGAGGAGCUGUCACAGACACUCGCCCAGGUUCGUGGGCAGCUGGAGUCAGAGGUGCGGGCGGGUUCUGAAGCACAGCAGCGGAAUAGUGAACUGGACACCCGGAUACAGUCGCUGACCCGCCAAAUCCAAGAGUUGGUUGCUGGUUCCAUAUCUGAUGAUGUCAAGGCUACCAUUGCCUCUGCCAAGGCUCUACAAGAUGGCAUCCUGAAAGGGGCACCAUGUCCCCCACCACCACCACCUCCCAUGAUGAAUGGGGGUCCCCCACCUCCUCCCCCCAUGAUGAAUGGUGCACCUCCACCCCCUCCCCCCAUGAUGAAGGGUGGACCCCCACCACCCCCACCAAUGAUGAAUGGGGGUCCUCCAGGGGGGCCGCCACCACCACCAAACAGCAAUAAAUUAAAUAAGCCAAGCAAACAAAUACCCAAAUCGGCAAAUCAACUUCGAGCAUUUAACUGGUCAAAGAUGCCAGAUUCCAGAGUAACGGGCACAAUCUUCGCCACGCUUGAUGAGUGUCCACUAUACAAGUUCAUGGACCUGGAGGAUAUUGAUAGAACCUUCGAUGCCACAGCCGGCAAAAAAGGAAAUGGGGAGGGAGAGAAAACACUGGAGAGAAUAAAGUCACAGAAGAUGCAGCAGAUCAGUGUGCUGGAGAAUCGUCGCCAGCAGAACUGCACGAUCCUUUUAUCAAAACUAAAAAUGACAAAUGAAGAGCUCAUCAGAGUACUCUUGAAAAUGGACAGUGAUGGAGAACUGGCCCCUGACAUGAUGGAACAACUCCUAAAGUUCACGCCAACAGCUGAAGAGAAGUCCAUGCUAGAGGAACAUCUCGAUGAAAUUGAAAAUUUGGCACGAGCUGACCGCUUCCUUUACGAGAUAUCAAAAAUUGAUCACUACGAGGAGCGACUUCGAUGUCUGCACUACCAGAAGAAGUUCAAAGAGCGACUGGCUGAAUGUGAACCGAAACUUUCUUCAGUCAUCAAUGCAAAUAAAGAACUAAGAAAUAGCAAAAGACUGAAGAAGUUUAUCGAAGUUGUUUUAGCCUUCGGAAAUUAUAUGAACAGAGGUGCUCGAGGUGGUGCUUAUGGUUUCCGCGUAUCUUCCCUAAAUAAGCUAACCGACACAAAAUCCUCUAAUAACCGAUCCAUUACACUACUCCACUACAUCGUCCGAGUUUGUGAAAAGCAGUGGAGAGACAUCCUCAGACUAGACGAAGACUUCCCUAACAUCAAGGAGGCAGCCAAAGUGAACAUUACCGAGUUGGAGAAGGAGAUCAGUGGCCUGCGACAAGGGCUCGACUUUAUCGAGAGAGAGGUCACGUGGCACAGAGGCCAGGGAUCUCCGCCCCCUGGAGAUCGCUUCCGCCUAGCCAUGAACGAGUUCACAGCUUUAGCUAAGGACAAGUUCACUAAUAUGGAGGCCCAGUUUAAUUUGAUGAAGACACAGUUUGAAAGUGUUACGACUCUCUUCGGGGAGGACUCGAAGACAACGCAGCCGGAGGAUUUCUUCGGCACCUUUGACACCUUUAUCGACAUGUUCAGAGAAGCAAAGAAAGAUCUGGAGAAUAUGAAGAAAAAAGAGGAGGAGGAAGAAAGAAAGAAGAAGGAAGCAGAGCGUCGUGAAGUUGAGAGAGAGAAGCGUGCAAGGGAACGCAUCUCUAGAGUCGCCAAUAAUGGUCAGCCUAAUGCAGGAGACAGUAGCUCGGGUGGCGAAAAUGAAAAUGACUUUGAUGACCUCAUCUCGGCUCUUCGCUCUGGGGACGUUUUUGGAAAGGAUAUUGACAAGAUGAGACGUAAAAAGAAGCACUCAUUUAAUUCUACGUCGAGGGAAAGGGAGCGAGAGAGGAUUAUUGGGUCCCACAAAUAUGCUUGAGCGAGUGUUGCGAAUGUAUGUGUUUAAGAUAUUUGGUUAGUGCUUUACUAUGAGUAAAGGUUUGUAAAUAAGGCCUUAAUGAUGCAUCACUCUAGGCAUGUAAUUGCUUAUUUAAUACACACAUCACUGCCAGCUCAUUUUUCAGGUUACCGUUGCUGGAGUUUGUGAAAGAAAUAUAAUGGAUAAAUUAUGACCAAAUGUAACUUCAAAUUUCUAUAGCACUGAUAAUACUAAUUCUUCAGAUUGGCCGUCAAGUUAAGCAGUAAAUAUUUUGCAGUCAUAUUCACUAUUAUUUACAGAUAAUAUUCAUGUAGAGUAUUUGUGUUUUGCAUAUGAUCUUGUUAAAUUCAUUACAGUACAUUAAUGCAAUAUAUUAACCAAGUUCCUACAGGUUCAACACAUGGCAAAGCAUAAUUAAAAUAAGAAUAUUUUCUUGAAUGUAUUGCUGGGUGAGACUGGAGAAUGUUUAGCACUUUUGUCAUCAUUUGCAUAAUUUAAAUGCUCUUGCUGAAUAGAUGAGUAAGGUAGUAUUCCAUUUAAUUUUAAAAAUCAAAGUCCAAAGUUAAAAUAUAUAAUGUAUAUAUGAUUUUGUAUAAAUUUAAAUUUAAUACAAUCAUCCAGCCAAAUUUGAAUGCAUUCAUGUAAUCAGAUUGUGUUAUCCUUUGUGUCCAUUUUUGUAAUAGCUUAGAUAUCAGGAGUAUAGUUUCAGAUAAUCACUUCUGACAUUUGAGUUGUUUGGUUGUCUUGCACAGAAAGUCCUGACCAUUUAGGAGUGAUAGUGGCAAGCUAAAAACACAUCUGUGUAAUUACCCAAGUCUAAUCACACAUUUAAUUGUGAAUGUGUGUGUGUGCGUAAUUACUUAGGGAAUUAUACGCAUACACACACAUUCACACUCGCAAACGUGUAAUUACACUUUGGCAAUUACAUAGUUAACUAACUAGUAAUUGCACACACAAUACAAAAUUUAGAGUUUAAACUAUAUUAGUUAAAUGACUCGUCACCUGACAAAUGCAAGUUUCUGAUUUUCUGACGAUACAGUGCAUCCUGUUUAAUAUUUAGAGAAUAUUUGUGAUGUUGACGUAUGUCUGAAAGAAAUUGCAAUGAUAUAAAGUAGAACAUGACAUGUUUUGAUCAGCAUUUGAUUGUGAUUACAGUAAUUGAUUUUAGCAAAAUUCUUGUGCACAGUGUACCAUAUUUAUCAUAAGUUCAGAAAUAUAAAAUAUUUCAAUGUGUAAAUUUUUAGCAGAGGAGUUUUAGCCAUUUUUCAUUCUGGAGCCAAGUAUUGUGAAUUUCUGUGAUAUUUUUAUAAUUUCUCAUUUUGCUACGACACUUACCAAAUAAUGCAUUUAUACGGUUGUAGUUUCCCAUUGCAGAUAUGUAGACGAACUAGUCACGAGUAACGUGAUAAUUUGGUGUGGGUGGAAGCUGCCUCUCAAAUGUGAUCAUUAACAGCAUUACCAAAUUACUGCCUCUCUAUACUGUGAGACUUGAUUACUUGGUUAUUCUUAGCUAUAGGGCAAUUUCACGCGCACCGCACUGUUAUCACGCUACUGUACAUUCAUAGUGGAUAUAGCACCAUGAAGAGUUGUUUGCUUGUUCAGUAAUUUGGUACAGCAUAGUUCUUGUAUUUUAUGAGUACAGAUGCUUUUGAUAUCAAAAUGUGCUUGAAAGUUUCAAUGGAAAAUCUUAAUUUUAUUUCUAUAUCUAGAUUCUUAUAUAUUUCAGAGCCAGUUUAUUGAACAAAUAAUAAUUUUAUGUACUGCAAAGUUUAAUAAUUAAACAUUUUCAGUGUAAGCACUUGUGGUUUAUAGCAAAAAUUAUACCCCAUUCUUUAAUAAAAUCUAGCUAUAAUUAUUUUUUACAUUGUGCAGUAUUAGCUAUGUAAUGCCAUUAUGAAAUUUUACAUUUACAAAUUUCAACCUGAAAUUCUGCAGGAAAUAACUUUGGCUUUAAAUGCACAUUAACACAGUACAGUAUAGCUCUCUCAUCCCAAAGUUGCUUGGCAAGGCAAACAAUUUAAAAAUUCACAGAAAAUGUUGAUUGUCAUUCACUUUCUUUGUAUUAUAUAACGGAGGAAUCAUUAGUGAACUUAUUGAUGCUAAAAAAUAUAUAUAUAUAUAUAUAUUCCCAUUGACGAGACCAGCAGCUGCUCAUGGCUUGGUUCAUUAAGGGAAGGGGUGCAAGGUGCUCACAGGUAAUGCAAGUCUGUUGUUCAAAGUCUCGAAAAACAUGUUGACAAGUUGCAUUUUACAAAACCUAAAGGAACCUAGAGCUCGUUUAUCUGAAUUGUUCCACAAGGUUACCUUGAGGUUACCUUGAGGUGCUUCCGGGGCUUAGCGUCCCCACGGCCCGGUCGUCGACCAGGGCCUCCUGGUUGCUAAAGUAAGUUGGUAAGUUGCUAAAGUUGCUAGGUAAGGUGACCUAAACCUUCCAUGUCCUAGGGUUCCAUAUACUUUUGUAAUACAGCUUGAGCAAUGUCCUACUACUACCAGUGUCAUCAUUAUGCUAAAUGUGUGUGGUUUAAAUGUCUUUCAAACAACUCCUCAUGGUACAUAGAACAUAUAGCCAACAAAGAUAUAAAUAAUUAUAGUAGCUUACAAGACAUGUUGGGUUGGCUGUUCUUCUGAGGGGGGUGCCAACUCGCAGGUCAAUAACAUAGUUUAUUAUCAGAAUAAUCAUGAUGCAAGUGCUGCAUUCUUGUGAUAAAGAGAGUAUUGUUAAACAUUAUAAGAUAUGUACUAUAGCUGAUGUUUCUUAACUGUCUGGUUGUACAAACUUCGUUUCAAGAAGAGGUAAUGCUGCAGAAUGAUGGUACGCAUGUAAAGCACGAUGCUACAGUUCAUGGCUUCAGUUUUGUGCGUUCACACACUCACCUUAUGUUCCGACAUUGAAAAGCCUUAAAUACUACAUAGCCCACUGCAUGGCUAUUAGGUAAUAACAAUACAAAUUAUGAAAUGCCAUGUUUAAAUUGCCAAUCAUGUGUGACUUGAGCAGUUUGAACAAUUAUCAGCAUGUAUACAAAUGCGUAAUUAUUGCAUUGAUACAUAAUAUAUUGGUACUGUUCCGUAGUGGUAAAACGUAAUAUAAAUACAGUAUCUGUUCACAUGUCCACCAUCAAUUUAAAUACAGUAUGCCAUUUUAUAUAUACAACAAAUAAUAUAAUUACAUUUUAAAAAACUUACCUUGAAAUUAUAUUUCCUUCAAGACAUGGAUGCACUAAAGUCAUAUCUGUACAGUACUGAAAUGAUUAGCCCUUUAUCUUAAAAUUGCUUUAAAGUACAAAAUAAGUGAUAUUGCAUCCUGACCAAGUGAGUGGAAUUGUGAUUUUCAAAGUGCAUGUCGACACUAUUUCAUGAAUUAGCCAAUUUUGUAUCAUAUAUUUACUAAUUCGCUCCUUGGUAAUACAUUAAGGAGCAGAACAGAUGAAAUAUGACUGUUUAAUGUGACCUUGUAAAAAUUUUAAAAAAGUUUGUUAGGCCUCGUGUCUCAAUGGAGGCUCCAGUCGAGUCUAUAGUAUAUAACUCUGAUCUUUGUGAUACUGUAUAACAUCAUAAAUUUUUUUAUAUUUGUAAUACCUGCCCCAUGUGGCCUUGAUUUUUCUCCAGCUAAAAAUUACACUUAGAAUGUUGCACUGUCUAAUCAUCUUGGGACAAAUCACAAUUUCCAAAGUCAAAUUGAUUGGACAAACCUCUUUGGCAUUUUUUUUUUUUUUUUAGUGUCUUAAAAAUACAUCACUAAAGGUUUUUUAAAUACUGUACUGUAAACUAAAGGCAAAUAGAAUAUUGUACAGAAUAAAUGACAGUACUGGUAUGGUAAUACAAUGCCACCUCCAAAUUUUGACUACAUAACUAAUAAUUUAAGUAAUGCAUUAGUUUUAUCAUAUGACCCAUACAAAAUUUGGAUUAAGACAUUCGUUAAUGUUUGCUGUGAAAGCUGGAUUGUCACCAUAUAGUAAAUUUUAGCAGAUAGUGUUUUUUUUACUCCUAUUGAUCUUGUUCUUUUAGAAAAUAUUCUAAACUUUUUUCCUAUCAUAAGGUAUAUAAAAUUUACUUCAUUUAACUGGUUCCUUGCAGUACAUUAUUUUCUCUUAGACAAGGCUAACCAUACACAUUUAGUACUUUAUAUUAAUCAUUUGCAGUUAUACACAAAAUGUAAAAUACUUUGGUGCAUAAGCCCCACAGAACAGUGAUUUUAGCCUAGUAUAGUUUAUAUCUGCAUCUUACUUUAUAUGGAUAAAUAAAUAUUAGGUACAUUUUCCCCAAGACUAAUAAAUAUAAUAUAUAUUGCACACACACGCGCACGUGUGGUAGGCUGCAAUUUGAGGCAACCCACACUCUAGUACCACUUGCCCACUUCUGUCCCAUCCAAAUCUUGUCCAACCACUUUGGCUAGACGGUAGAGCGACAGUCUCGCUUCAUGCAGGUUGAAGCUCGAUCCCCAACUGUCCAAAUGAUUGGGCACCAUUCCUUUCCCUCGUCCCAUCCCAAAUCCUUAUCCUAACCCCGAUAACUCGCUCCCUCCUAUCCACAUCUGCCUCGGAGCCUGUGAUAUGUGCCCUACUGAAAGAUCUGCUUCUAACUUGCCCUAAGGAAAGCUCCCUGAUGACCCCACAGCAUCAAUGCAAAUUGGGGGGGGGGGUCUUCAAGCCGCAGGCUUCCUGUCCUCGUCGAGGCCACUAGGGUUAGUGGCCCUCGGGAAAAUCGGUUCGUGUAGUACUGGACCUUGCCUAUGUACUGCCCUCUCUUAACCAUUCUGAUGAUUGUGCAAUCCAACUGUGAUUCUGUGGCAGUGGCAUCUAUCACCCAGUGUGGCAAGCACUCCAUUGCUGAUGUCUUUGAUGUGACAUCACACGUGACUGUCUUAGUAUCUUGUUCUGCCAAAUUUGUCUAUGGACCAAAUACUGUAUUUUCAUCUUGUUUAUUAUUCCUUAGUGUAUGGUUAUCAUGUUGAUUCACAGGGUAAUACAGUUAUCAUAUGUUGAUUUAAAGCUUUACACAAAUGAUGCCAAAAUUGAUAUAAUGUCUAUACGGAUGUAGUGGAGUUUACCUUGACACAUGAAAAUAUCCUGAUGUCAUUUCAAGAUUGGUUGAUUGGCUAAUGCAGUUAUCAUUGCAAAUAUUACCAUGUCAAUGUGGUAAUUGUCAUGGUAUAACAUUCCAUUAUAAUUACAUGAUGGGCAUAUUAUGUUCAUGUGGUUUUCACAACUACCUGUAUACCUACCUAAUCAACCUGCCCUGGUGAGGCCACUCCAGACCAGGCCGACACCAGAGCGCAACUCCAUAGUCUCCUGAGACUGAUGGAUGCCUACUACUGUACAUGGUUAUGAAGUACACCAGGUUAACAAAACAUUUGAACAUCAUAAUAAAGUAACUACACAAAGCCUGUUGGCUCAUACGAGGCAGCUUUUAUUUAUAUCAUGGGUGUAAAUAAGAGCUGCUUUGUAUAGGCCCGUACAGGAAUGAAUGUACAGGUAUCAAUAAGAACUAAGGAAACUGCAGAAGACCUGUUGGUCCAUAAGAGGCCACACCUAAUUAUAUCGCACUACCGUAACUGAUGGUAGUGUGAUUUAAAGCUCUCAUUUCUAACUUUCCUUGCCUCAAGUUUAUUCUUUGUUUUAAUUUUGCCGCCUAACUCUGAUGUUGUGAAAUACAAUGCUAAAUCUAAUUUAUGUUUUUCCUGCUUGCCUAAUUGUUACACCAUCUUGCUCCCUCUUUACCUGUUCUUUGGGCAUUUAUUAUUCAAUAGAAUAUAACGAGGUAUACCACGUAAACCAAUAGAUAAUUGAAUUGUCAUGCAUUAUGUAUACUGUACUUGGAGCCUGCCAUCCUCUGUGGAAGCCACACUGGUGGCUUAUGCCUUUGUUUCAAACAAUAUUCUUGCCCAUGUGGUGCCAUUUAGGCCAUGUCAUUGCCUAGAGCCCAAUACUAUGGAAUGUUAAACCCUUCUCUCUAAUGUAUUUGGGUGUAAUGGGGUAUACCAGGUAAACAAAUCAAUUGAAAUAUUAUCACGUUAUGUGAUUUAUCAAGUUAGUAAACACACAUACCGUACUCUUGUAAAUAAAGAGAAACGAGUGAUAAUCGGUGAAACAUUUGAGAAUGACACAGGAAGUGUCAGCAAAGUCGGGCACCAUGAGUUGCCAGACAUAGCCACCAUCUAACCUUUGAGUGCCUCCACCCAGUGAAACAAUAAAUAUUUAUUUCUGGGUUUCUUAAAUUUUGCAUACAAAUAAAUCUAUAUGAAAAAUUCUUUUAAUUUUGUAUUUUUUGCGCAUAGGCAGAAAUGACCAUUUUGCUACAGCCGCUGUCAAAGGGUUAAAGGGCCCCGAGUCACCUUUACUCUAGUAUGAUGUGUUCCGAGUUACAUUUAUUUGUAAUUCGUCCUUAAACAUAUACAUAGUUACUACAAAAAACUAGGUUUAAACAAAACAAAACAACAAAUGACAACUUUCCUUUUUUUUUCCUCAAAUGUCUAAUCACAUAGUUUGAUUUCUUUCAAAUAAAGCUAAAUAUGUAGCUUAAAAAUAUAAUUUUAAAAUGGUUAUCUGAAAACAAAAAUUGGUUAAAAAUUACUUGCUUGGCGCGAGGCCUCUUUAAGCACUACUCUAUUCUUGGAUACCCUUAGUGGUCUUUUCCCUUUCUCUGCGGACCAGGGUUUCUUGUGCACUUUACAUGGAGGACCACACCCCUGAUGCUGAACCAUUUUUCCCUUCAGUGUCUGCUCAGCUUGCACUCCCAUAGUUCUAUGGGGUGCAACCAGAUCCAGAGCUGCCAAACAGGCUUUAAAUUCUCUACUGCAGCAUUUGUAUUAUUUUUUUAUUAGAAAACAUUGUCUACAGUCCACCCUAAAUUUUUACAAAUAUAAACUUGUUUAUAUAGAUUAUACAAAACUCUUAUGUGCGAUAUGAGUGUGCAUACAAAUCUAGUGUUCUAUUGUUACUACACCACUAUCAACACUGCCUUCAGUACUUUGCAUGGGCCCUCCAGUUUCUCCAAAUUCAUUACACACACAAAUCACAAUAGCGUGAUGCAUCAAAUGAGCAAAUCCACAACGGCUGUGACAAGGAUUCGAACCAACGCCCAAGAGCAUCUUAGACGCUGUUGGAUGCUCUUGAACGUCGGUUCGAAUCCUCGUCACGGCCCUUGUGGAUUUGUUUCUCCAAAUUCACAUUUGUACCACGCCUUGACCAAUGCCACAUUUGAAAGCCCUGGGUGUUUUACUGCAAAUAUUACAUACUGUAGUUGCAACAGUCUGCAAUGUGUCCCCUCGUAAUGUCUCUACCUUACUCGCAUGGAGAGUAAGGUCAAUUUAGCUAUUUGCUAAAUUUUGUAAAGCCCUAAUCUAUUCAUUGAAGAAUUAUACUCCAUACUGUUCCAAAAUGCUUCUUGAAGAUUUUUUAUUCAUGCUCUACUGGCUCUGUACAGACAGGUCAAAAUCUGCUGGUCAUGACCAUUUCCACUAUUUAACAAUGUAUCAAUAACAAAAUAUCCUCACAAUGACCUUGCUGAUGCUGCUGCUGCUAAGGAAGUUGUUUGUGCUCAUUUCAUAUCCCUAGUACAAUUCCGUACUGUACUUGAAUUUCUGUCCUGUCAUUCCUAACACAAAACUGCAACCAUUGGAGAGAUUAAUAAUGUGUAAUGUAUUUGUAUUUGCUAUUAAAUUUGACCUAUUUUGCUCUUCAUUAUCAGAACCAAAUUGUUUUGCCAAUAGUAAAACAAUGCAUUUUGCCAUUUAUAAUGUCAGGAUCAGAAAUUUUACAUUCCCACUGUUCCUUAAUCAUUUCUACCUUGAUAAAAUCCUAGGUAAAACUGCCUCCACUGACAAUGCUCAUUUUAUCUAUUUUCGUUGAUACGUAUACAGUACUUAAUGAUAUCUAGGAACUCUUGACCCUUGUGACAGACUGUGCUUAGUCUUCCAGGCUUAGCUCCCUCUUAUGGUAAUUACUUGACUUUACUUGCUCAAAAGGCCGGUCUGACUGGCUGGCUUCCAAACUUUGCCAGUUAGACCCGUAAUCAUACAUACAGCAAAACUGAUCGUGACUAUGAAGCUUGGACGGUGUGAUGGGGAGCAAGUAUUUAUUGCGUGCAUGUCAUAUAUAUAAUGUAUGUAUAUAUAUAUACAGUAUAAUGUGUGUGUGUGUGUAUACAGUAUACUGCAUAUAUGUUUCAUUGAAUAUGACUGCAUAUUCCACGGUGAUUACUCUUUUGUUCAGGGCUUGUAUCCCUCUGACUUGUGCUCUUGCAUCUUGGUUUAAUUGGAAGAGGAUUUCUCCAAAUGUCAUUUGUUGAUAUAUUAACCUAUCACCUUACUUUACCUCUACUUUUUGUUUUCUUUCGCCUUUCUCCCGGUUUAAUUUUGUAUGUACCUGACCUCCCAGUGUUAUGAAUCAGAAAUCUGUCAUGUCACUCCACGCUUGACAAUGAACCUUGUAGGUUCGAAACUGUGUAAAUUAUUAUACAGUACUAUACAUACAAUACAUUAUAGUUCAUUUUUGUUCUUUUAUUCAAUCUUGAACAAAGAUGAGAUUUGGAGAAAUCCUCUUCCACUUAAACCAAGAUGCAAGAGCACAAGUUAGAGGAAUAGAUGCCCUGAACAAGAAAUAGUCAACACAGAAUAUCCAGUCGUCAUAUUCAAUGAAACAUGUCUACAUGCAUGGGCACAUACGUACAUACAUACAUAUAUUAUACACACAUGUACAGUAUACAUAUGUGUGUAUAUUGUAUAUCCAACAAUACUGGCAUCAUUGAUCAUUUAGUGUAAGUUUUUUAUGCUUCUAUUUUCGUAGUAUCUGUGUUAAGAAUAGCAAUCACGUUGCCAAAAUAUAUGGUAAGGAAACUCUAAUAAUUAUUGAAGAAUUUAUUUGCAACAAUGUUUCAUUCUUCUCUGGAGCAUCUUUAGGUGGAGAAUGAAUACAGACGGUAAAACACUGGGCUAAAUGCACGAGUAAGGAUCAAGGGAGUGUGAAGACAGGUGAUUGGGCCAAACAUUGGGUAAAAUACUGGGUCAAAACUGGUACUCUGUGGGUGGAGAGACCUCGGCAGAGACACCUUCAUUGCCCAAUGAUGUGCUGUGAGAUUUGGGUCCAAACGCUGCCAAGUGUUGAAUGAGCAAAGUUUCUUUUUUUUAAUAUAUUUAAGGUGGGCCCUUUUUCUUUUAUAAGUGUGGUUUCCAGGAUUUGUAAUCUUCUUUGGUUGGUAGUAGAUUCCAGAAUUUUUUGUAUUUUUUCUAGCAUGUUCCUGGAAUUUACUAACCAAAGAAGACUGCAAAGUCUGAAAGUUAUACUUAUAAAAGAAAAAAGAACCCCCCUUAAACAUACAAAAUAACAACUUCGCCUUCCCUACCGACACUCGAACAGAGACCUCGCCACACAUCACCAGAUAAUGAGGUCUCGUAGCCCACUAACAGUACCAGAGUUUUUCCCAAGGUCUUUUCCAAUGUUUCAUUGACCCUAUCACCUCUCCUCACACUCCCUCAAGCCUUUCUCAUGUGUAUUUAGCCUAAUGUUUUAUCGUCGGUAUUCAUUCUUCGUCUGAAGAUGUUCCAGGGAGGAACGGAAUGUUGUAGCAAAUAAAUUCUUUGAUAAUUAAUAGUUUCCUUACAAUGAAUUGCCGGUAUGUUAACUUGACUGCUCUAAUUAAUACUGUUACAAAGAAAAUAAAAGCAUAGAACGCUUACACUAUAAGCUCAACAAUGCCAGUAAUAUGGCCAUAUUUAACCAACUGUCUAAAGGAAAAUAUCCACCAUAUCAUGGUUAAUAUCAUUUCAUUCAUUUGGACCAUUGGAGCCUUGAACUGCCAACCACACAAGCAGCAGUAGCCUGCAGCUCUCCCUAAUGAGCCUCCAGUACCCACAAUAAGAAAGGAUUCCAGAGACACCUAUCUGCUGUCCAACUGGAACUAAGACCUUCCCUUGGAUACCAACUUGGCAUGGUGUUAGGUGAUCCAUGUCCUACUCAUGUAAAAUGCUGAACCACCAGCACUCGGUAGAUAGAGCUGCAGGCUCGUAGUGUCUGCAAUUCAAGGCUCUGAUGUUCCAAGUGAAUGAAAUAUUGUUAUUCAAGAUAUGGUGGUUAGCAAUUUAUAUUCAUAUGAAUUAUGAAUUAUAUGACUAGGCUGUAUAUCACCUAAUACCUUCAUGCCAAAGUGACACCCCAGUGAGGACCUAAAGUAUCAGCUGAACAGCAGGUACGUGUCUCUGGAAUCCUUAUUUAUUAUGUAUGUUGGUGGCUCAGUAGGUAAAGCUGCGUAUAUAAUAUAUAUAUAUAUGUCCUAAGUGCACAAAUCCAUAUUUGUUAAAUGCAACUUAAUUAUACAUGUGGACCACUGAAUAUAAGAUUAUAAAGUUCCUGGGCAAGCAAGCUUUUUAUAGUAGAGGCAUUUCUGUAAUAGCCUCAGUGUUACAUUUUGAAUGUAUAACUACAAGACAGUAAGAUUUGAUGUGCUUGUAAAUAUAAUGGAGGUAGUCGAGUUGAAGUAUUCAGGUGUUUCGUAAAUUCUAUUCAUACGUGUCGUGAGACUCAAAGUUUUGGUGACCAAAAUGGUGUGAAUGAUUUACAUGUUUAUACUUUCUGUAUAAUUUUUGUAUGUAAUUUUAUAUAUGGAAUCAUUAUUGCUAUAAUGCUAAUUAAAUGUUGUAAAUCAG